CACGGUCAAGAUGGUCCCUGGUCCCGCCCGCGGGCCACUCUGCAGAGACCGCGAUCCCGGGCCAGCUUCCGACGAUGGAGAGGAGGGCUCGGAGCUCCUCCAGAGAGGCCCGCGGGAGAGGCGCCGGAUCCCCCCACAGGGAGAACAGGAGGGCGAAGACCGAGAGGGGCGGCGGUGGCCGUGGGCGCCGGGACGCCGGGCGGGAGAGGGCGGGGAGCCGGGGGGAGCCCCCAGCGCCCUCAGCCACCGUGGUGGACGUGGAUGAGGUCCGCGGCUCCGGUGAGGAGGGCACCGAGGUGGCGGCGCUGCUGGAGAGCGAGCGGCCCGAGGAAGGUACCAAGUCUUCAGGCUUAGGGGCCUGUGAAUGGCUUCUUGUCCUCACAUCCCUGCUCUUCGUCAUUGUGACCUUCCCUUUUUCUAUCUGGUUCUGCAUAAAGGUUGUACAGGAGUAUGAGAGAGUAAUAAUAUUCCGACUGGGACAUCUACUUCCUGGAAGAGCCAAAGGCCCUGGCCUUUUCUUCUUUCUGCCCUGCCUGGAUACCUACCACAAGGUCGACCUUCGUCUCCAAACCUUGGAGGUACCCUUUCAUGAGGUUGUGACCAAAGACAUGUUUAUAAUGGAGAUAGAUGCCAUCUGCUACUACCGAAUGGAAAAUGCCUCUCUUCUCCUGAGCAGUCUUGCUCACGUGUCCAAAGCUGUCCAGUUUCUUGUGCAAACCACCAUGAAGCGUCUCCUAGCACAUCGCUCCCUCACUGAGAUUCUUCUAGAGAGGAAGAGCAUUGCCCAAGAUAUAAAGGUGGCCUUGGAUUCAGUGACCUGUAUCUGGGGAAUCAAAGUGGAGAGAACAGAAAUUAAGGAUGUCAGGCUGCCGGCCGGGCUCCAGCACUCACUGGCUAUGGAAGCCGAAGCGCAGAGACAGGCCAGAGCGCGGGUGAUCGCCGCGGAAGGGGAGAAGGCCGCCUCCGAGUCCCUGAGAACAGCAGCUGAGAUCCUAGCGGGCACUCCGGCUGCUGCUCAGCUGCGAUACCUCCACACGCUCCAGUCCUUGUCCACAGACAAACCUUCCACAGUGGUUUUGCCUUUGCCGUUUGACUUGCUAAAUUUCCUGUCUUCUCCCAGCAACAGAGCUCAAGGAAGCCUCCCCUUACCAAAUCCUUCCAGACCUGUUGAGCCACCAAAUCCUAAAAAGAAAGACUCUCCCAUGUUAUAGGAAGAGCCAAGGGUAAUGUGACUGGAAGGGGCCUGACUUCUAACAGCCACAUCCCUGAGUCAGGCACUCUGUCCUCACCUCCUGCCCUUUCUUCGGUUGCCAUAUGGAAUGCCCUUGGAAUGCACACGGUCACAAUUCAGGAAUCUGCAUGAGAAGGACAAUGAGAUGAUGUAAUGACAGAGAAACCAUAUAACAGAUUUAGAUGCAUCAUUUAAUCAGGGUAAUUACGGGAAAGAGCUUUAGCCGACAUUCUACUUUGGAAAGA
Messenger RNA from Herpailurus yagouaroundi (jaguarundi), 1476 nucleotides. It is a transcript of the gene NPHS2, whose product is annotated as NPHS2 stomatin family member, podocin. The transcript has 8 exons. Bases 75 to 1211 code for a protein of 378 amino acids. Gene Ontology annotation, cellular component: plasma membrane. NCBI's taxonomy places the organism in Eukaryota, Metazoa, Chordata, Mammalia, Carnivora, Felidae. The record is from RefSeq and is a predicted model, not a curated record.